This is a messenger RNA of Coccidioides immitis RS, 3847 nucleotides long. Its product is annotated as histone deacetylase HosB. The record is from RefSeq and is a predicted model, not a curated record. The coding region runs from base 288 to 3569 and encodes 1093 amino acids. Gene Ontology annotation, molecular function: histone deacetylase activity. The transcript has a single exon. Lineage: Eukaryota; Fungi; Ascomycota; Eurotiomycetes; Onygenales; Onygenaceae. Gene Ontology annotation, cellular component: nucleus.
GGUGUGGUCAAUGGGGAUGUUGGGCCGGGGAGGUUGGCGUUCAUGCAUGAGAUUCGCAGGGGGAGCCAGUGCAGCCCCUUAGCUAGUUAACUACCUAGCUUGCCCCCCUCCCUGCCAAAGGAUCUGGAAUCUCUAACCCCAAACUCCCUCAGGCUGCACAAGCUGGCUUCAACUCACAACCUCAGGCCACCAUGCAAGGACAGCAUUCGCCAUCUAGGAUACAUCUAGUUGCUGUCUGAGCUGGAAGAGCUACACUGGGCCAUAAGUUAACUGUCCCGUGAGAGAAGAUGGACGGGCGGAAACCCCCGCCUGCAAUGGCGCCCAAACAGCACGCUGGAUCGUCAGGGCGACAGAGCACUCUCACAACAAACAAUGAGCGUGAGCAGCUGGUGAGCUCCUUCAAUCAGCUCUCGUUGGCUCCUCAGGCUGCUUUGCCCCGUCAGUCCCCCUCGCGAACCUCUUCCCAAUCCUAUCGAACCCUCGACAAGCCCCAGCAGGCGCAACAUGAUGCUCUCGCGCACCGUUCUCCCGUUCCUCGAAGAACACCCAGCAUUAACUCUUUGAGGGAAGACCGUCGGUCCUCCACCCCGUCUUUGAAGAAACGCUUGUCUACCGCUUCGCUCCGCUCCGUUCAGAACUCCAACGGCGUUGGCUCUCCGCGCCCCAGCACCUCGAGACGCGCGUCCCACCAAUUCCUAUCAACGCCAGGAUCGAUGAUGCGACCAAUAUCCCCUUCCGUCAUGUCGGAAUGUCCUUCACCUCCUCCCCUGCCCACCGCCUCAUCCAUCGCUGCGGAGCAUUUCGAGAAAGAGCUUGCGCUUCACCAGUCCACAGACCUACGAUCAAAGACGGUCGUGAUCCUUCAAGAUGCUUGUUAUGGACAUAGAUAUUCACGCCCAAGGACUUCUAAAGCGGGGUUAGAAUCCAUAGUGGAGCGCCCGGAACGUCUACGCGCAGGGAUCUUGGGUGUCGCGUCUGCGUACGUUCGGAUGGGGAAAAGAUGGGGGAAUCAUCGCUGUGCACCUCACCCCGACCUAGACCUAAGUUCGUUACCGGUGCCCCCGUUUCAGAUUCUGAAAACGACGAGAACUUUACCGUUAAACUCUCCAGCGAUCACACAUGUCCAUGGGGCAAAGUGGAUGGGAGAACUGAAAAUGAUGUGUGACGCGGCGGAAUCGCGCUUGGCGCUGAAUGGCAAGGAGCUUGUUCGUCCAAACAGUUCAGGAAGUGAUAGCUCUGGUUCCGUGCCGAAACUUCAUGAAGGUGAUUUAUAUCUCUGUCCGGAGUCUUUAAAUGCGUUUGAAGGUGCAUUGGGAGGCGUGUGUGAGGCGAUUGAUACCGUUUUUGAGUCGGAUGCCACACGUCGAGCUUUUGUAUGCAUUCGUCCCCCCGGGCACCACUGUUCCUCAAAUUUUCCUUCUGGAUUUUGCUGGCUGAAUAAUGUACAUGUCGGCAUCGCGCACGCUGCAAUGACCCACGGUCUUACACAUGCCGCGAUUAUUGACUUUGACUUGCAUCAUGGCGAUGGCUCUCAGGCUAUUGCUUGGGAACAGAAUCAAAGGGCCAUAUCGGCAUCCAGGAAUGCGCCACUGCAUAAAAAGACCAGGAUCGGAUAUUUCAGUUUGCACGAUAUCAACUCAUAUCCGUGCGAAAGUGGCGAUGAAGCUAAAGUCAUGAGCGCCAGCGUCUGCAUUGACAAUGCUCAUGGACAGUCCGUUUGGAAUGUGCACCUUGAACCAUGGAAGGACGCCAUGGAGUUCUGGCAGCUCUACAAUACGAAAUACGCGGUCCUUCUAGAUAAGGCUCGCUGUUUCUUGCGGUCAUGCUCCCAACAGUUGCGCGACUCGCCAAAUUCUACACACCCAAAAGCUGCGAUUUUCCUCUCUGCGGGAUUCGACGCUAGUGAAUGGGAAGGGAUCGGCAUGCAGAGGCAUAAAGUCAACGUUCCGACGGACUUCUACGCUAAAUUUACGUCAGAUAUCAACCGACUCGCCGAAGAAGAAGAUCUAGCCGUGGAUGGAAGGAUUAUUAGUGUCCUUGAAGGAGGAUAUAGUGAUCGAGCGCUAACUAGCGGUAUUUUCAGCCACCUCUCAGCGCUUGCUGAUACUCGAAAUGUUGUUGUCGACGAUAUGGAUGCGCAAAGCCGCCUCGCUUCUGAAAUGUUCAGUCGCCUUAACCUGAGUGAUAAGGCUAGCAAUGCUCCAAGUUGUGACUCAACUGAGGAACCCAUACUUUUUGAUACUAUAUGGUGGACUGGACCUAUGUUGGAAGAACUUGAGAUAAUUGCACAGAAACCGCCUCCGGCGCCUAUUCGUAAGCUCCGUGAAAAGGGUCAGCCAAGCUUUUUGGCACACACCCAGGCAUCCGCUGCGAAAGCCGUCACCCCAGUCAGGGAACGUGGUGUUUUGUUUUCACACCAUGCUACUCUGGAUGAGCCGUUCUCCCUUCCAGAAGUCGACUGGGCCCUGGCAGCGGUUGAACUGUCGAAGGCCAUCAUACCUACUGAUAGGCAAACUUCGAGCUUAAAGCACGCUGAUUUGAAGGGAGAGAACGCAAGGUCCAAACGAGAGCGCCAUUCGCUGACAGGAUCUACUGACCUUGAAAGUGUUUCUGAACGCGGGCAUAUGCAACUUCGGGAAAGAAAGCCUAAAGCACCGGUCAUCCCAGAGCUGCAGCCCGGAAAUUCAAGAUCAUCAUCUCGCAGUACUCGUCGGACCACCAUUGCAUCAUCCAGUGAUCUGGCUGAUGGUGCUCUUCCUGAAACACCAAUUGAGUCCCUUGAUCAGACUCAGGUGGUGGUGCCACAGCAUUCACGAAAACUUAGCGUCACUUCGAGCGUGGCAUCGGUGGGCAGUGCAGCUCCUAGGAAUAUCUCUCUGCGCAAACCUCGUGAAGCUUCCAGCCGUCCAGUUAGCCGGGCACAAGCAAGUACUAGGCCUGCGACAUCUAUGGGGAUAAAUGUGCAAAAGCAGAGAGCUGUGGGAGUGGGUGAUCGAUCAGGAUCCAGGAAAUCCACUCCGCUCGACACCACCUCCGCACAAUCCCAGCACGGAGAUGUCGACCACCUUUCCAAUGGCGUGAAAAAAUUAAGCCUUAAACUGAAAGUUCCGACUCCCGAAGAGCAUGCUGCGAGGGAAGCUGCAAGAAUUGCCGAAGAACGGAAUAGAAAUAUGUCAAAGACAGCUAAGAAGACCCCUGCCGCAAAGCCGACGAAGCAGAUCGCAGGAAAGUCUACAUCGAAAACUUCGCGUAAUGCGACUAUUUCAGAAGCUCCGAGAGCUGAGUCUGACACCGCCGACCCACGUAUGAUUCCUCUUCCCUCAGAAUCAACCCCAGUCUCGUCUACCGAGCACUCACUCGCAAUCUCUGCAGGUCGCGAACAGCACCAAACUACCGACCACCCGUCUUUUCCUUCUCCGCCCCUUACACCAUUGUCACCCUGCGCCAGACCCCAAACCACAGUCAAGUCGGCCCCUCCAAAAGCUUACACAAAGGAAGACCUUCCUGUUUUCACCUCGACUUCUGUCAUUCCCUUUGGCCCUUCCCGCGAUAGCAAUACCGGUUCAUAGUUGAUAUACCCUUCGAACGAAUCCAUUGUCUAGUUAGUGUGCUUCCCUUUGGACUGAUCCUUACGCUUUAUUUUCUUUUCGCCCUUUUUAAUCACCCACAUAUCUAUUCCUUUCGUUCCAUACCCCAGCGUAGUCUGUUGGGACAUUAGUUUCUGGUGUUGGCGUUGCAUAUUACCCACACUGUCUAUCCAUAUACCCUAUAUCUUCUUUAUUCCUGUUUUUGUCUUCAAUCCACUAGUUUAUUCACAAUUACAUUGAGUAUUAGUAUGUAUUUAAUC